Molecule: messenger RNA, 1332 nt
Organism: Caenorhabditis bovis
Lineage: Eukaryota; Metazoa; Nematoda; Chromadorea; Rhabditida; Rhabditidae
Source: the annotation of a GenBank genome assembly
AUGCUGAAUGUUGCCAAUUCGAUAGCUGAUGGUGGACACAAUGUGACGAUUCUUCGACCUUAUCAUUCCGGUUUUAGUAUUCCUAAAGACAUUAACAAGAAGCCUAAUAUAGAGAUUCUUGACUAUAUACCAGAUCAUUAUGAGCCGGUCCAUCCAAUGUUUGAGCAUGUAUCGAAAGGGUUAUGGUAUGAGAAGCCGACCUUGUUUUCAAUGCCGUCCACGGCUUUCUCAUUUUCUUCCCUGGUGACAAGCUCGCUAGCAACGACAAAUAGAUAUGUGCUCACUGACAAGGAACUUCACAUUAAACUGAAAUCUCGGAAUUUCGAUGCCUUCGUUGUGGAAAUCUUCGAUCUCAGCGGGUUUUAUCUAAAUGAGAUUCUCGAGAUUCCGGCAAUCAUCGGCGUCUUUUCGGCAGUCCGUCAAGGUCCCACCGAGCAGAUGUUCGGCGGUGUGAAUGUUUUAUUCAAAGAUUGGUAUGCCUUCUUUUGGAAUUCGGUACUGUUCGGAAGGCUAUUCGAACAACAACAUGAGAACUACGCUCAUCUUGUCAACACGAGCAAGACAAUGACGGAGAUUGUGACCAAGUCGUCGUUCUUCAUGGUCAACGCCAAUCCGUAUUUGGAUUUUCCGAUUCCGACGCCACCGAGCAUCGUGCAAAUCGGUGGAUUCACCAUGAGCAAAUAUAACGCUGAAAAGUUAUCCAGCGAAUAUGAGAAGAUCCUUAGUGAACAUGAUUCAGCAGUGUUCAUUUCCUUCGGUUCGAUGACAAAGUCUUCCCAAAUGCCAGAACAUUAUAAAGCAGGCAUCAUUCAGAUGUUCAAACUUCUUCCAGAAAUUACAUUUAUAUGGAAAUAUGAGAAGGACGAUUCGGAAUUUAUCAAGCAGCUUCCAAAUAAUGUGCAUCUGAAGACCUGGGUCCCUAUUUUCGCUGAGCAACCCCAUAACGCGAAAAUGCUCUCACAACACGGAGGUGCGGAAAUUUAUGAGAAAGAGGAGCUCAGUGACGGAAAAAAGUUAGCCAACGUUAUCGAACACAUAGUUAAUAAUCCAAGAUACCAGAAAAAUGCAGAACAGCUGAGAGAUAUUCUCAAACAUCAACCAAUUGAUCCCAAGACUGUAUUGCUGUCGCAUGUAGAAUUUGCAGCCAGAUUCCCGAAUAUGAAAUCAUCGCUAGUUCCUUCUUUAAUUAAUCGCGACCUCGUCAGCUAUUAUUGUCUUGAUUUGGUGCUUUUCCUAGCUUCUCUAGCUCUCUUUGUAUUUUUCGCUAUCGCCAAAUCGAUAUCAUGGCUAUAUCGAAAAUUUCGCUCUUCAAUAAAAGACAAAACCGCGUAA